UUUACAUUGACAUUAUAUUUUUACAAGAAGCAAAUAUCACAAAGUUUUUUUUAAUGUUUUGUUUUUUUUGGUUAAAUGUGUUGAAAAGUUGCUGUGUAUUUUAGCAUGCUCCACUUUACAAUCAGUGCCCCAUAGUUUUCACCUGAAAUUCCAACAUAUUGCCAUUCUAUAAAGUAAUCAUAUCUAAAAGUAAGACUCAGGUUAUCAGCAUCGAAAGCCAACUAAUUAAUGAGCUAGAUGGCACUCAUACACCAAGUAAGCAUGUCAGUAAAAUCUUUUUUUUUUUUUUUUUGACAUCCAGGACUGUAAUUCUAUGUUAUGGAAAUGUUUAAGUGACACUGCCACUCCUUGCUUUGUUCAAAAGGUGAGAAGCUAGUUGGUUAGAGGAAUGAAAUGCAUGCACACUAUGCAAAUUGUGAAUGCUGUCUUUGUGUUUCUCAUUCUGCUUGACACACACUCAAUACAUGGGUAAAGUUUAGAAGAACUGAAAUGUGUUCAAAUGUCAGGUGCUCCUCGAGACCAGGUGAUACUUUAAAAAGAUAACAAUCAUAGAGAAAAAUGAAGGCGACAUCAGAUGCCUCAGAUUUUUCCAAUGACAGUAUCAGUACCCAUGAGGUUUGGCCCGAUGACUCAAUCGUUGGGAAACCUGUCGGAAGUUGUACUCUUGCCGUCAGACAGCAUUUCUAGUCAACUUUCGGGACACCGAGUUCCAUGAUAGCAUCACACACUCAACCGACAUGGAAAUAGUGACGGGAGCGACUUCAGAUCUCUUCGAAUCACCGGUUGAAAAAGGUUACGUAACACACACACACACACACAACAAACACGGAAUGUACUUGCUGAGGUUGCUGAAACACAGAUGGGGGUGGGGGUAAACGCAACACAGUCAUGAACACGUACGGAUACACUUGCGACAGCUGUUUGUGUUGGUAAAAGUGCACGCGCGCACACAUUUAUAUUCCAGGUCGCGUAGCGUAAACCGUGACACACUCAAAGGCCUGAUAGGUUGGCAGCAUUUCAAAAGUGAAAUCCAGGGCACUGUGGGGCAAACUGCUUUUAGUAGUGCUCUUGAUAUAAAGACUCACCUCAGAUGAACUUGGCAUUACCUCAUUCUCUGAUAAUCAUUUGUCAUUUAUUUACAGUUUUACAUUCUGUCUGACCUGAAUGUAUGAAUGAAUUUGAAUGAACAAUGAACUGUGCAGCAUACCAAAUGUCCUUUUUCUUCUUCUUUUUCUUCUUUUUUAUUUUUGCAGUCAUACUACGGUUGAUGAGAGAGGAAUGUUGCUCCGCUGCUUCGGGCCAGACUGAAAUAUUUGAACAGCUAUUCGAUUAUUGCAAUGCAAUUUAGUACAGGUGUCAAUAUUGCCCAGAGGAUGAAUCCUAAUAACUGGAAAGCCUUUUUUCCCUUAGCACCAUCAGUAAACGUUUUUUUAAAUGUUGGCAUGCUAACAAAGGUGGUGAACACAUUAAACAUUCGACCUGCUUAGUAUGCGGAUGGUAGCUUUUAGCUUGCAGAGCCUGUAACAUGGCUUUAGACAAGGCGUGUACAAUGUACAUCAAAGUCACAUUUCCGUACGUACCUCAGUUUCGAGGUUGUGGCUCAGUAGGAGUUUGGUACAGUGGAAAUAGUGAACCCUUCUUCCCCCCCUCCCUCUUCUUCCUCACCAGCUCUCCCUCUGUGUGUGUGUGGAGGUGUGGCGACAGCAGCGUAGUGGUGCACCUGCUCUUCAUCACCUCAUCACCUGCCGACUACUUAAUCCCGGUCUCCCCACAACUCCGGCGCCAGAAAACCUCGGCACUACUCUGCUCUGUUUCCUGCUUACCUGCCUGCCAGUCGGGCUCUCGCACCUGUCUACCACCCCUGCAGUACCACGAAAAUAAACCUUUUCAACUUGCAAGCUCAGUCUCCAACUGCUGCAUUUGGGUUCACAAGACUCAUCCGUAACAUCUGUAAGACUCACACAAGCCUUUAUUGGGCGAGUGACUAUUUUUGGUAAUUUCCGCACACUUUGCAAAUGGCCACCCUCCUGUACGUCAGUUAGAUCAAGAACCAUGUGGUCUUUACUCAGCCAAUCAGAAGAGAUCACCCUACAUCACAGAUCACAUGACUGUGGCGUUCGACCAAUCAGCAGAGACCUGGAGUCCAUCUAACUUUCUCUUUCCACUGAUGGCGCUAAAAGACGCUAAAGAGACCGAGCUGCCCGUAAAUUUCUGUACUAAACUUCGAAACUAGCCAUGGUAAGUUGAUGAAUUUCACACAUUUUAUAGUUAAAUAGUUGUGCUUAGUAAUGACAUAUGUGUUUUUUGUGGAGGACUUGUGGAAAUUUGUAAAAUUACAGCUUGAAAAAUGCAGGCACCAUAUUUGAUCAUAUGCCCGGUUCACCUAAAAGAGGGAUUUCAUUAGGUGUGUCCAUUUUUGGACAUAUGCCCGAUGCAUCUAACAUUGCAUGCUUAUAGCAUUUUCUUGAUUAAAAAAAACAAUACAACUAAAAACAUUAUGUUUAAAUGUUGCCAAAGGUUUUUAUAAUACUAUAUAGUAAUUCAGGGAUAAUUUUAACCGAUUUCUAGAAAUAUUAAAGCUAUAAAUAGUGAAAAAUUGUGAUUUUUGUCAGUUUGUGACCUUUUAACAACUGUUAUAUUUUUUUAGGCAAUGUCUGCCCGCAUGUUUUAUGCCAAGAAGCAGAAUACUGUCGUGCCCACCCACCCUGCCAUCAGUGAUGAUGAGGAGGAGGAUGAUGAUGAUGUGGCAGACCCUGAUUUUGUCCCACCCACCCACAACCAGGACAUUCCAUGUAGUGAUACUGACCCCUCUGCCAGGAGGAAAUGGAUCCAGCCUGUGGUGGAAGUGCUCCAAGAAAAUGACAGUGAGGACAGUGAGUACAGUGAGGAUGACAACGAUGAUGAUGAUGACGAUGAUGAUGAUGAUAAUGUGCAGCCAGCAGUACAAGCCCAGAGGCCAAGGCCUGGCAAGUCGGCACCCAGGCCAACCACUUGGCAUAAAGUUGACCUGAACAACACAGCCCUUCCUGAAUACCAGCACGCUGCCCCAGACUACAUUGACAUGCCUUUUCAGUACUUUAUUAGGUACUUUGAUGCCCAAAUAAUCAGUCACAUAACAUAUCAGACAAACUUGUAUGCUGCUCAAAAGGACAUCAACACCACUUUCUCCACCAAUGAGAAUGAAAUAAUGACCUUUCUGGCCAUCCUCAUCUAUAUGGGUGUUGUUCAGCUCCCCUCUGUUGAAGAUUACUGGGCCAUGGAAACCAGGGUCCCUCAAGUUGCCGACCUGAUGUCAUCAAAGAGGUUCAGGCUGCUGAAAAGGGUUAUCCACUUCAAUGACAACACUCAGAUCCCUGGCACCAGCGACCGUUUCUUCAAAGUCCGGCCCCUGUUCAGCUAUCUCAAUAAUGCCUUCAGGCGUGAGCCACAGACCCCCAAACAGUCUGUAGAUGAGGUUAUGGUUGCCUACAAAGGGAAGACAGCUGGCAACCUAAGGCAAUAUAUCAAAAGCAAGCCAGACAAGUGGGGUUUUAAGUUGUUCGCGAGGGCUUCUGAGGACGGCUUCAUCCAUGACAUGGUGCUCUACCAGGGCAAAACUACCCUGGAGGCCCAUGAUGUACCCCAGACGCCUGAACAAAAAGUGCUGGGUGCCACCAGUCAGAUUGUUGCUGUCCUGGCAAGUACCAUGUCCUCCCCCACCACCACAGCCAUCUUUGCUGACAACUUUUUUACCAGCAUGGAGCUAGUGCGGUACCUCAGAGAUCAGAAUUGCAGGUACACAGGGACAGCAAGGGACAAUAGAAUAAAAAAUCCUCCACUCAAGUCCAUCAAGGAGAUGGAGAAGAAGGCUGUACCCCGUGGCACUUAUGACUAUGCUACCAGUGAUGAUGGGAUACUGGCCGUCAGAUGGAAGGACAACAGAACGGUCACUCUGCUGUCAACAGACAUGGGGGUGGAGCCGAUGUCCUCAGUCAUUAGGUACUGCAGUGAGACCAAGAUGAAGGAGCCUGUGAGCUGUCCAGCCGUCAUCAAGAGUUAUAACGCCAACAUGGGGGGCAUUGAUAAAAGUGACAUGUUGGUACACCUCUACCGCACCCCCAUGAAGUCCAAGAGGUGGUACUUGCGUCUGUUCGCAUAUGCCGUGGAUGUCAGUAUCACAAAUGCCUGGGUUGUGUACAGACGGGAUAGUAUGGCCCUUGGAGUGAAAGACCAGUCUCUGAAAGAUUUCAGAAUCCAGGUGUUCAGGGGUGCCAGCGGCCAGACAUCUGCCAAAUCAAGCUCCAGAAGAAGCUCAUCCUCAUCUGUUGAAAGCCUGAGCAUGUAUGUCGCUGUACCGCAGCCACACACCAAAUGAGGCUGUGCGCUUUGACCUGUCCCUCUUCCAUGCCCCUGUACAUGACAAACGCCAGACCUGCAAGUACUGCAGCCGGAAAGGCAACAUUGUGAGGUCAAAUGUGGUAUGCAGGGUCUGCAAGGUCCACCUUUGCAUGAACAGUGAGCGCAACUGCUUCAUUAGAUACCAUGAAUAAGAAACAUGAAUGUUGAAAGUUGUACUGUGUAUGUUAUAUAGUUUCUAAAGUUAUGAUGAAUGUUAUACUGUUAUACAGUACAUAAAGAUUUACUGUGCAUGUGAUACUGUAUGUUAUACAGUAUAUAAAGUUGUACUGUGUGUUAUACUGUUAUA
Molecule: messenger RNA, 4684 nt
Organism: Acanthopagrus latus (yellowfin seabream)
Lineage: Eukaryota; Metazoa; Chordata; Actinopteri; Spariformes; Sparidae
Product: thyroxine 5-deiodinase-like
Exons: 3
Coding region: 2651-4354 (567 amino acids)
Molecular function (GO): thyroxine 5'-deiodinase activity; sequence-specific DNA binding
Source: RefSeq, a predicted model, not a curated record